Molecule: messenger RNA, 3477 nt
Organism: Amblyraja radiata (thorny skate)
Lineage: Eukaryota; Metazoa; Chordata; Chondrichthyes; Rajiformes; Rajidae
Gene: asnsd1
Product: asparagine synthetase domain containing 1
Exons: 6
Coding region: 353-2230 (625 amino acids)
Molecular function (GO): asparagine synthase (glutamine-hydrolyzing) activity
Source: RefSeq, a predicted model, not a curated record
AUGCUCGAGGUGGGCCGGGGGCGCUUCCGGGUGUCCCACGUGGUGGGUGCAGGAGGUGAGCGGAUGGAAGCGUCCAGGAAGGAAGCGCUGAACGAGCAGAUAAAAGAACAAAUUGUUCUCAUUGAUGAACUCACCAAUCUGAAAACAAAUCGGGAAGUGUAUAAGAGGCAGCGCAAUAGCAAUAUAUUAUUCGUAGCAAAUCGAUCACAGACUCUGAGUGAAUGUAAAGGUUCCCUUGAUGAAAUGAAAAAGGAAUACCAGGAACUGGAAACUGCGGAGAAAGUGAAGAAGUAAUCAAAGCAGUGGCAAAAUAUAUGCUAUUAAUUGAUAUGGAUAAAUUAAAAAGCACAAAAUGUGUGGAAUUUGUUGUGUGUUAGCUUUAGCUCCUCACGAUGUUCCUGUUAUUUUGGGAGAGGAAGUGCUCGAAAGCCUUCAACGGAGAGGUCCUGACUGCAGUCAACAAUUAUCCAGAGUGGUGCCUGAGCUGGGCUAUAAUUGUUGCUUUUCCGGUCACGUGCUGCAUAUGAGAGGAUGCCUGAAUCCACAGCCCAUGCAAGAUGCUCAGGGCAAUCUCCUCCUUUGGAAUGGGGAGGUGUUUGGAGGUAGUAUUGAAAUUAAACCUGAAGAUAAUGACACUCGGGUUAUCCUUCAGCAUUUGUCUUCAUGUAACAACGAAGAAGCCAUUCUAUCUGUCUUUUCAUCCAUUCGAGGACCAUGGACUUUUAUAUACUACCAACCAUCCACUCACUGCUUGUGGUUUGGCAGAGACUAUUUUGGCCGGCGGAGUUUAUUAUGGCAGUUUAAUAAUCCUUACUUUACCCUUGUAUCAGUGAGUGCUUCUCUCUCAACUUGUGCAAGUGUUCCUUGGCGUGAGGUGCCAGCACGUGGACUUUAUAAAAUUGACCUACAGAAACAACCCAAUGCCAGCUCGCUGGCAAUAACAUGGUAUCCAUGGAAACAUAUUUCAAAUGAACAUGACUCGACUUCUCACCUGGAAGCUCAGUUCACUGAAGAACCUCCUAAUUUUGUUUCUGUGCUUUUGAAUGAAUCCAAGCUUUCCCCCACAGCCCCCAUCACUCCUAUGAAUUGCAGUAUUCCAGAUCCAGGUACAGAUAAGAAGUCUUGUGCAAUAAAUAUUGACAUGUAUCUUUCAGAUCAACACAGGAAAAAAAUAGUCCAUCAAUUUAUUGAUGUUUUAAGUGAAUCUGUUAGACGACGAGUGCUUUCUUUACAAAGAAACCAAAAUCCAUCUGAUUCUGUAGCUCAUGCAAUGGAUUCUGAUAAAGCAAAAAUAGCCAUUCUUUUUUCUGGGGGUGUUGAUUCUAUGGUUCUGUCUGCCUUGGCUGACCGUCAUGUUCCACCAGAUGAGCCUAUUGACCUACUGAAUGUAGCCUUUGAGCAGCGGGAGAGGAAAAUGCAGAAGAUCUCAAAGAAAAAGCAAAAGCAAAAGCAAACCAAUACUUUGGGUGUAUCAGAUGCAGAGACGUCAAAAAAUGACAGUGGCAGUAUUGAAGAGAGGACUGCUUUUAACGUGCCUGACCGAAUCACUGGACGGUCAGGUUUAAAAGAAUUGCAAGUUAUAAAUCCUUCCAGAUGUUGGAAUUUUAUAGAAAUUAAUGUCACUUUAGAGGAACUGAAAGAGAGGAGACAACACCGGAUUAGUCAAUUGGUACAACCUCUGGACACUGUUUUAGACGACAGCAUUGGCUGUGCAGUGUGGUUUGCUGCAAGAGGCAUUGGUAUCAACACCAGUAAUGGAGACAGAACACAGCCCUAUAUCAGUACUGCAAAGGUAGUGCUCACUGGAAUCGGUGCUGAUGAACAACUUGCAGGUUAUUCUCGUCACCGCAUAUGCUACAAAAUGUCAGGUUUUGAAGGCCUGGUCAAAGAACUGGAGAUGGAACUUGGUCGCAUCUCCUCGCGUAACCUUGGAAGAGAUGACAGAGUCAUUGGGGAUCACGGGAAAGAAGCAAGGUUUCCAUUUUUGGAUGAAACAGUUGUUUCUUUUCUAAACUCGCUUCCUGUUUGGGAAAAAGCAGAUUUGACUCUAGCUCGUGGGAUUGGCGAGAAGCUGCUUCUACGGGCAGCUGCAAAAGAACUGGGUCUGUCUGCAUCUGCUGUUCUCCCAAAGAGAGCAAUGCAGUUUGGGUCUAGAAUAUCAAAGAUGGAAAAUCAUAAAGAAAAGGCCUCUGAUAAAUGUAGCAGAUUAUUGCAAAACAUGGUAGAUUAGGUGUCAUUGUUAUUUUUCUGUAAAUGUAUCCAGGAAGGUAAAGAGCUAUAAUAUUUGAAGCUGUUUGUUCCAUUAAUUCAAAAUAAUAACUAAAAUGGAGGAUAGUUAUAUCAGUUAUAUAGAUAUAUACAUUUAAAAUGACGAUAGUUGCAUAUUUGUUUUGUUUUCUUUCCCCACAAACAGCUAGAAAAUACUAACCCCUACAGCGGCUACUACAAACCAAUUUAGACAGAAAUCACUUAAAUAUACUUGACCAGGCAAAAUGACUAGUCUUAAAUUUAACUGAUAAUGUAAGAUCUACACCUUUAUAUUUAUUUUCUGUAACUUGAGUUUUAAUAUUUGGUCAUGAUACCUAAACAUUUUGAGACAUGAGUGACACGAAUAUAUCAGUUAACUCAUUACAGAACUUGAGUAUCAUUUUAGUAUCUCUAUUGUAAACAGGCAAUGUUAUCUUUUCAGGCUAACAUCAGGUAAUUAUGUAACCCAGUUUCAUAUUUCCAAAGAUUUAAAAAUAAAUGGUACUUAAAAUAUUUACCGACACACAAUUUGUGCUGGGAAAUGAAAGUAAUAUCAUUAUUUACUGUUCAAUUAAUAUGCCAAAUAGUGUUCUUCUUCUUGCGUAUGGCGUGCACAGCCUAAAGUUGUAGGACAACUUGUUCUAUUUGAUCUUAAUUGAUUGUGCACGCCAGAUUAAUUGCAUUCAUCGAAACAGGGCGGACCACGUGAAGGUUGCAAUCUCCCACCCCCCAAAUAGUGUUAAAAUACUUUCAAUUUACAGCUGUCAACUGCAUUGCUCCACAAUAUCAAUACAUAUAGUAGCUUACAAAAUCAGCAUGCAUGAACUGUCGGUUCAGAUUUUGCAGUAGUAAUCAUGGCAAAACCUCCUGGUGUUUGCCAUUGUUAAAAUAUGAAACUGAUAAACAUUGAUUAAGUUUGUACAGGCAUACUUUAAUGCAGAAGUACCAAAGCUGUCAGUAAUCCAGCACAUCUUCAUAGGCCACACUCUGCAGCUUUCAUUGAAUUUGGCUAAAAUUAAUAACUGAUAUUAUUUCAAGCUCCUUAUGAAGUAAUACCACUAACAUAUCUGAAAACUGUAUCUUUAGUUAGAUGAAGUCUGAGUUUUUUUGUGGUAUACCAAUCCUUAACUGCUGUUUAGCAAACCAUUGAACCAUUAAAAAUCAAUAUUUUUGUGCAUUGUAAAUUUCCUGAAUUGUUUCAUGUGGAAUUUAGAUGAUUUCAAUAAUUAU